CUACAACCAGGACCUUGGCAAGUCGCUUUGCUCUCUGUACUCACUCUACUUUGGGACAUAGUGUGCGAUUAAAAACAAAACAAAACAAAUAAACAGUGGAUUUAGGAGCGAGUGGCCGAGACUGCGUGCUGAUAAAAGGGACUGACGAAGCUGAUACCAGAAGUGGAAAAAGUCAACUGCCUUAUCUCUGAGGAGAAACCCAUCUACCUAACACAAGACGCUGAGGGUGACUUGUCUGAUACCGAGCCUUCUGUGGGGACAGAGACAUUGGGGAAGCCAGAGGGGGAGAAGUGAGAUCCAUACAAGCUCGGCAGGUCAAACCCCCUCAUACAGGCAGGGGACUUGCAGGUCCGGGAAGAACAGACUUUGGACCUACACUGUCUACUAGACUCACAAGGUCCACUCAGAUGCCUCUAAAGAACUCGCUCUACUUCAAGUCGGCGACCCUGCGGUGGUCCCGCAAGCAGAAGCCGAAGGUCAUGCUCUCCAGCAGCAUGAUCAGCCAGCCGCUGGGCGACUUCCGCCACCUCUCCCACAUCGGCCUCGACGAGUCCUUCGGCGACGUCUCCGCCUUCCAGCGCAGCGGCAGCCUGGUGCUGCACGGCUCCCGCAGCGACCAGAACCUGUACCUGGUGGGCCCGCCGCCGCCCAAGCCGCCCCGGCUCCUCACCCCGGAGGAGGCCGCCGCUCAGGCCCGCAGCAGGGCCACCAGCCCCACUCACAAGAAGAGCCACUCGCUCCCCCUGCUGGACGAAGUCGAGGUGGUGCACCUGCCCUGCGCUGAUCAAGCGGACGGCGAAGUGGACGGCCUCGUCGGACUGAGCGCCAAACUGCCCCCUAAAGCCCAGCGGUGCGGUGUGAGCGUUGUGGGAGCAGACGACCUUCCCUUGUCUCUCAACCUGGACCUGGGGCCCUCCAUACUGGACGAUGUCCUAAAAGUGAUGGACAGCCAUUGAGAAUCUGCUGAACAGCCAUUACAUUGGUGGACUGCUGUACAUAGACGUUAUGACAAAAAAAGCCCUUUGGCACUACAAACUGUACUGAGGUAAUUGAUAAGGAAGAGAUGACAUAAUUGAUCCCUUAAACAGGGUGUGGGGACAUGAAGGAAGUUCCUUGUUCUGCCUAUGAUUACCCACUUCCCAGCAAUUUGUAAAUAUCUUCUUAUUUUUUAAAGUGGGAGAUACUGGGUAAAGGGAAACACCUUUCAUUUACUUUUAACUAUAAGCACUUCUAUGGUUUAAAGGAGUCACCAUAGAAGGUACAAUCCUCAUUGAGUAUCAAUGCCUCAUGGUGUAUUUUCCUCUACAUAGAGGAAACAUGUUGUAAGCUAAACUAGUCUGGAAAAGGCUAAAAUUACUCCUGGUCCUCAGGUCCUUGGCUUAAGAACCCCUUUGUGUUGUUGUACAUAUUUAUUAUACAUGACUUAAUGGUCUGAUCAUACUUAUUAUCCAAGUCAAUAAAAUAUAUUUGAAGAAUCA
Molecule: messenger RNA, 1478 nt
Organism: Sardina pilchardus (European sardine)
Lineage: Eukaryota; Metazoa; Chordata; Actinopteri; Clupeiformes; Clupeidae
Product: cdc42 effector protein 2-like
Exons: 2
Coding region: 408-956 (182 amino acids)
Biological process (GO): positive regulation of pseudopodium assembly; positive regulation of actin filament polymerization; regulation of cell shape
Cellular component (GO): membrane; cytoplasm
Molecular function (GO): small GTPase binding
Source: RefSeq, a predicted model, not a curated record